UCCACUGCACCAAUGAGAUGAACGUCAACAUUCCCCAGCUGGCAGACACUCUUUUCGAGAGAACAGCCAACUCGAGCUGGGUGGUGGUCUUCAAAGCCCUCAUUACCACCCACCACCUCAUGAUGUACGGCAACGAGCGUUUCAUCCAGUACCUGGCCUCCAGAAACACUCUGUUCAACCUCAGCAACUUCUUGGAUAAGGGAGCUCUGCAAGGUUACGACAUGUCAACCUUCAUCAGACGAUACAGUCGCUACCUGAACGAAAAGGCCAUGUCCUACAGACUGGUGGCUGUGGAUUUCACCAAGAUGAAGAGAGGUGUCGACGGCGUGAUGCGCACCAUGAACGCGGAGAAGCUGAUCAAGACUCUGCCCAUCAUCCAGAACCAGCUGGACGCUCUGCUGGACUUUCAGGCCAAUCCUAACGAGCUGACCAACGGAGUGAUCAACUCGGCCUUCAUGCUGCUCUUCAAAGACUCCAUAAGGCUCUUUGCUGCAUACAAUGAAGGAGUCAUCAACCUGUUGGAGAAAUACUUUGACAUGAAGAAGAACCAGUGUAAAGACGCUCUGGAGAUCUACAAGAAAUUUCUUUACAGGAUGACAAAGCUGUCGGAGUUCCUCAAAGUGGCUGAGCAAGUUGGAAUAGAUCAGGGUGACAUCCCAGAUCUCUCACAGGCCCCCAGCAGCCUCCUGGAGGCUUUGGAGCAGCAUCUUGCCUCUCUGGAGGGCAAGAAGACGAAGGAGUUGAAUGCAGACACAAGAGCGUCCACCUUGUCGAGUGCUGUCUCAUCUCUGUCCUCCACCGGCAUGUCCUUCAGCCGCAUGGAUGAGAAGGAAAAGCAGCAGGCCCUGGAGGAGGAGCAGGCCAGGCUGCAGGCUCUCAAGGACCAGCGCCUGAAGGAGAUCAGCAUGCAGACUCCACCCUCCGCCUCCCCCAGCAGCCAGUCGGUCGGCAGCGCCAACAACAACAACCACAUCUCACACACCCCGGAGUUGUUUGGCUCCGUGCUGAACGCAAACAGCGUCCCCAACCUGAACAGCGACCUGUUUGAUCUGCAGCCGGCCUUCAUCCCCGCCGUGCAGAGCACUCCUUCCAUCUCCAACGCCAACAGUGCCUGGGGAGGACUGGAGAGCCAGCCGCUGCAGCAGCAGACCACCCCAGCCAUGACUGUAGAUUUCGAUGCCGUGUUCGGGAAUAAGUCCACACCCAGUAACAACGGCCCACAACCUGCAGCCGGUUUCGAUGCUCUCGGAGACCUGUUAAAGCCCACAGUCACCGCGCACACCGCACCACCUCCUCCUCCUCAAAUGGCCAUCCAUCCUGGAGGAAAGCUGCUAGCCAAUGACCUCGACUCCUCUCUGGCUAACCUUGUGGGCAAUCUGCAGUUUGGUGGAACUGGAGCCAAGAAGCCAGACAUGCAGUGGAACCAGCCUGGUGAGAAGAAGCUAACCGGUGGCCAAAACUGGCAAAAUAAGACCAUGUCGACCACACAGUGGAGCCCCGCGCCCAUGGCUCCACAGCCCAUGCCUGUGCCACAUGUGAAUGGAAUGUUCUAUACUAGUUAUGCUCCAGCGCCAAUGGCUUUCCCCAUGACCACACCACAAGUGCCUGUGUAUGGAAUGGUCCCUCCCCAGAUGGCUCAGAUGGGUGGGGUACCUGUGAUGGCUCCACAGCCGAUGAUGUACAACCAGCCUGUUCUCAGACCCACCAACCCUUUCGCGCCCAUGCCAGGAGCCCAGAUGCAGUUUAUGUAAUCCAUUCAUGGGGAAGUCCAGUGCCAAAAGCGACAAAGCAGCAGAAAAAAAACAAAAAAACUCACGAGAGGACGAUCGAUCGGAGGGAGGAACGAUUUGAUCAGGCGAACGAAGAGACGCAGACAAGCUUGACCGACAGACAUCGAAACAGAAGGGGGCGGAGGGGGCGGGACUCUGUCCCGGCUGGAACAACUGCUCUUGUGUGUGUGUGUGUGUGUGUGUGUGUGUGUGUGUGCGUGUGUGUGUGCGUGUGUAUGUGUGUGGAGCUUCUCUGUGUUUAUCAUUUGUGUUUUAAAUCAAGCGGACGGAGUGAUGGGAUGGGCGGACGUCUGGUUUUCACCCAGCCUGUUCGGUUCGGUGUCUGGAUCCAGAAUUAGCUUUAUUUCAAACUGGUGCUAUUUUGUCCUCUCUGAGUUCCUGUCUGCCUGCAACAGCAACUUGAGGGCACUUAUAAGAGGAUGUGUGCGUGUGUGUGUGUAGGCGUGUGUGUGUGUGUGUGUGUGUUCACAGCAGUUGUUCCAGGUAAUGCAGCCUCUCUCCUCUCUCCUCCACCUUCAGUCUCUGUUUGUUUUUCGGAGAGAAACAUAGAGGCACAUUUUCUCAAGUAUGUUUCCUGUAAUUUUCCAAUCCGUGUAUUUUUUUUUUUAUCCCUCUUUUGUUUUCUUUGCCUUUAACGUUAUCAGGGCUUGUGCAGCAGUUUGUGGGAGCAUCAAACGGUAACCGAGCGUUUUCUCCUCAUGGCUUCUUAAGCUCUGCCGCUCGCACAUCAAGACGGGAGGUCGACGAAGCGUCGGGACAAAACGUAAAAAAACCCCAAAAAACACAAAUUUGUCUCAAGGGCUCGUCCCACCAGGGAAACGCAGCAAAACGUGUCCAGAUGUUGUGGAGAUCGUUGACUUACAGCUGCGUCGUGAAAACUGCUGGAAACCUGCCAGUCUGUGUGCUUCUAAUCUGCUCAAGGGUUGGGUUCUUCACGUACAAAUGUCACAUGAAACUGAUCAAAUUUGACCUUAAAAGUAAUCAAUGAAGCUGUGUACAUAAGCAAAAAAAUAUAUAUAUGUUAUUAUUUGAGUGUGUAAGUUUUUCUUUUCUUCUCACAUGGACUGUUUACCCAUCUGUGCAAAGAUAGUGAACAUUAUUGCAGUCAGUAGAUACUCAGAUUGUGUGUGUCUCUUUAAGUCUCGGGGCUUUGUGUGCGUCUUUCUCGGUGAUUGAUGAGAAGCUAAUCCAGCACACUGAGGUUACGGCUGUUCUUAAAGGGAUACCCACAGCCUUCUAGUCGAGCAGUAAAGGGAUAGUUUGAAAUCUUUUAAAGCAAAGUGCCUGUUGAGAGGUUAUCUGCAGUGGAGAGCGAUGCGUUUCUAUUCUCUGGAUUCGAAAGCUAAUGCUAACAUGCCACGUCCAGCCUCAAAAACUUUCUGCAGACGAAGCUUUACAUUGGGUGCUUAUUUACAGAGAAACAUUAUUUACAUGAUUGAUUGAUUGACUGAUUGAUAGACAAAUAUAUUCUAUAUGGAAGUUCAUGAGACCAGGCACCUAAAAGUCACAAAACCAACACAAGAAAUACAGCAGCAGCUGAAGAAAGCAGCAACAUAAAAACAGGUUGGAGGUCGUGCGCCAUCAAUAAUCUUCCUUCUACCGAUUUAAAGUACCUUAAGAUCAAAAGUUUAACAGCAGUUUAAAUGAGUGUUACUUUAUUGGUUGUCACACUUUCAUGUUCUAAAUGCUCCAACCUCAGAAUAUGUUUCACAAAGGAAGACUUUUAAAGACGCACCACCUCCCAUCUCUGCUUAAACAUCAGCUCAUUUGUAAAUAAGUGCCCAAAGUAAACGCUCAUAAAGUAGCGUUCAGAUGAGCAAAUGAGUCUUUUCCUGAAAACCUUUUAACAGAGCCUCUCUUUAAAAAGCCUGAAUGUUCCUUUAAAAGAAGUGUUUUGUUGAUUUUGUUCAUCCGUGUUGAAUAUUCAAAGUAUUUUUGGCUGACUAAAUUGUUGCUGAAAUUGCUGAUUGAACUGUUGCCACGACGAUAAUGUGUGUGUGUUUUGUUUUGUUUUUUUCUGGUCCUGCUUGUGUUUCUGCCUGACGGUCGGCAGGCGACUCGUGUGGAUCGGCCCGGACUUCUAAAAGCCAAUAGAUGCGGCUCCCUAUUUUUCAGCAGGUCCGCAUCGUGAUUGAUGAUGGUGACGGCGGCGGCGCCGAGCCAGUUUGUUACUGAAUCAAGUCGACUUCACUUUCGAUUGCACUGAAUCAGAGCGAGAGGCGGGAAGAACGCGGCGGCCCCUCUUCAGGCAGAACAUCCGUCCUCAUGAGUCGUGGCUGUUUGUGCGUAUUGCACCGUGGGCUGUUCUCACGCGCACGCUUACACGUUUUUGUGUACGACUUCUUCCUCUUUUUUUUUUUUUUCCAUUGAGGGUUACUUCUGAGGGUCAAAUUUGAAGUCGUACUUUAAGCCCACAUGUUUGAUACAAUUUCCUUUUUUUUUUCUCUCUCUAAAAUCAAAAUAUUGCAAAAAUGCACAUGUGAAAAAGUUGCACUGAAGUGGCUGUCUCCCAGCAGUAGAGCUGUGGAGUUUUCUUUAAAGAUAGAGAUUUGUUUCGGCGUAGUUUUGUAGGGUUUAAGAGCUCUCGUCUAUCGGCCAUUUUGGCGACUGUUUCUUUUUUAAUUUUUAUUUUUUUUCUUUAUCCUCCCAAAGUUGAACUUGAAGCUUUGUGUAUUCUCAUCAGGGUUCGGCAGUCCAUCGGUGACGGUCCGGCCUCAAACCCAUCGUCCGCUCGGCUGUGAAUCCCCCAGAACGUCGCCUCAGUUUUGCCGACAUCGCUGAUCUAAUGCGGCUCUUUCUGGCCUGUUUAGUCUGUAUUUGGUCUGUGUAGAUAUGUAAAGUGCUUACAGUUUCUGAGUAGAUUGGGUUCGACGCUACUCUUUAAAAGCUUCUCGUCAGUCAGUCUUGUGUUAGCUUAGCCUCGCUUCUUCUUAUCCCGCCGCAGGGUUUCCCUCUGCGUCCUGUCCUCUCUGCUGGUGUCUACCAAAUGAUAGCUGUUGGUGUUUUUUCGUCCUUUAGCUGUAGAUUAAAAACAAACAAACAAACAAAAAAAAAAACGUUUCUCUCAGGCUUUGUGGUUUGCUUCUCUCAAACUCCUCCUUUUCUUGCUACUUGCAUUAAUCCAGUAUUCCAGCAUCCUUCUGUUUCUCCGUGUUUGUCUCGUUCGUCCCCGAUUGGACCCGAACAGCAAAGCUCACUCACAGAUCUUCAGGUUUUUGUGACAAAUCAAUGUGAUGACUGAUCAUUUUGAAGACUAGCUCUUAUCCUUGUGAAAGUUAGCUUCGGCUAAAGGCCAGUGUUCUCAGUUUUCCUCCCUUUUUUUUUGUGUCAGAAAGAAGGUAUAGAGAACCGUGAAUCCUAAUGUCUCUGGGAGACGCAGAUCUACAUCGUGGCCUUAUGAACAUUUAAUGGGAUCAAAAGGCUUUUUAAACAUGUUGAAAUCACCGUUAUUGUCUCAUGUUGAAGUUUUAAGGCCAGAUCAUGAAAUAAGUGACUAAAUUAAAGUAGCCUAUCUGAACUUAGCCAACUUAGCCCAUGUGAAAUUUCAACUGGAGACGUUUCGAUCAGGACUUGUUGCAACAAUUAAUAUACUUUAAAUUUUCAUCAGCUUUAAAAUACAGAACAAUAACGUUUCAGUUUGUAGAAAAUCACUUCCUGCUUUGGCCCGAUGCCGAUUUUCAUGCAGUAGAAGUUUCCUGAAGCUAACUGUAGCGCCUUUCCUUGCUGUUGUGAUAUGGCUCGUUGAUAAUUCGGUGAGUGACGUGUUUCACAGGGGUUGAUCUCCUGCUUCGUGAACUCGGCGCUUUUGUUUUGAACAUUUGAACAUUUCAGCUGCUUUCUGCACAGCUUUCUCUUAUAGAAGCGUAAAGAGUUGGUCACCUCAAACGGAUACAGAGGAAGGUAUUAGUUGACAUGAAAUCAGACGGUAAUCGAGGAUCGUUUUGAUAGUCGUUUGUUCAAACACAUGAAUAUGUUUCUUUUAAAAAUGCCUUGAUUCGAUGUUUUGGAUCGCAUUGGGACAACCUUAGUCAUUAUCCUCCUCAUGGUUCCACUCACCUGACCUGGGGGGGAAACUUCUGGAUGCUUUUAGCCGUCUACUCGCGUCUGUUGGGGACUUCCUCAAAGACGUCAUUCAGCAUGGUAGAUUUGGACGGUGGCAACUUCAAGUGACUGAGAGUUUGGUUUAUGAUGAGAGAGACUCCAACUCUGGGCUGACGGUGAAGGUCACGAGGUUUUCUUCCCUAAAAUCUCCUUGUUAGAAAGCAGAAAGACUGGCCUCCUGCGAGACUUUCUAUCCAGACCUCAAUGACGCAGCUUGCUUUACCUCGACUCCAGCUGCUUCCCUGCAAAUGAUUGACAGAUUUAGCUUUUUUUUAUGUUGCAGGCAGGGGAUUGUGAUCUUAGGCCAGUCUUCGUCAGCCAGUAGUUAUCACAGCUUUUUUUGUGCAGGUUUGACUCUCUGGACAGGCUCUUACCUUUCUGGACUCUGACAGCAGCUGCUGUAUCUUUGCGUCGUUGUAGCAUGAAGCCAAUGCAGAGGAGGAUAAACUUCGGUGUCGAAUCCGAACGUCUGAUUACUGCGAUUGGAGCGGACGUUCAGAGAGCAGGGUCCACUCAGUGAGAGUAUGGUGUCGUCUUUCUCUGUGUUUUCGUCCUCAAACGCAUCGGUAGCGGUGGUGACCUCCCUCCUCUUGCCCAAACUAGACGAAGGGACCGAUUGAUCGGACUCGACCAAUCCCUCGUCCGUCCAGGGAACCGUUCGGGCUGAAACUCAGACAUGUUUUUGUUUUUUAUUUUAUUUUUUUUUUUAUUUGGACUGUUGAUGAAUGAGCCAGUACAGCGAAAAGCGUUGCCAAACUUCUCUGGUUGUUCUCCCAAAGAGCUCGCUUCGUUUCCUCCUGUGGCAAACGCCCUCUGCCAUUGACACGGGCGACGAACCAGAACCCGCCAAGCUGAACAAAAUGCGAGAGAGGGGGACUUUGAUAGACGUCCUCGUCUUGUCAAUGAGUCGGUGUGUUCAAAGAUUUCUUCUUCGUGCACGCUCAGAUAAUUCAUUUUUGUUUUUUGUUUUUUUUAUAUUGGUGUUUUGUUUUUUGGUUAAACCCCAACCCUCGGGAUUGCUGCCUCACUAUUCUGUAUAUAAAGAAACUCACACGCGCCAACGCAGCUUAAAGCAUACCCUCAUAACCUGCCUUUAUUUUUCAUUUACCCAUUUUUAUGUUACCUGUACAUGAAGAUAUUAGCGUCCUAAGCAAGCAUGCAGGUCUGACUCCCACUGCGGUGGGAGCGGGCUGGAGGGCUGCGAACCGUCGCCGUACAUCAGGAUCAGCCAUGACUUCUCAGCGAUGCCAAAUGUUAAUCUGUCUCUCUGUCCUCCUCCCUUUUCUCCCUCUCUCCUGCCCCGCCCGUCUCUUUGUACAUUGUUUUCUAUUUAUUUAAAAGCAGAAAUAUAUGGAGUGUAUCGAGCAUGGAAAGGCAAACAAAUGUUACAGUUGAUUUUAAAACAGAAAAAAGGAUGGGCUUUUAUUUUACAGCAAGCAUAUUUGUUUAUUCUAGGGAUUUGGUUCCUCUCUAUUUUUUGUUUCUUUUUGGAAGAAUAAAGUCAUUUUCCAUUCCUAA
Messenger RNA from Poeciliopsis prolifica (blackstripe livebearer), 7409 nucleotides. Its product is annotated as phosphatidylinositol-binding clathrin assembly protein. Gene Ontology annotation, cellular component: extrinsic component of presynaptic endocytic zone membrane; synaptic vesicle; clathrin-coated pit. Lineage: Eukaryota; Metazoa; Chordata; Actinopteri; Cyprinodontiformes; Poeciliidae. The record is from RefSeq and is a predicted model, not a curated record. The transcript is spliced from 19 exons. Gene Ontology annotation, biological process: synaptic vesicle budding from presynaptic endocytic zone membrane; clathrin coat assembly; clathrin-dependent endocytosis. The coding region runs from base 18 to 1751 and encodes 577 amino acids. Gene Ontology annotation, molecular function: phosphatidylinositol-4,5-bisphosphate binding; SNARE binding; 1-phosphatidylinositol binding.